Molecule: messenger RNA, 3042 nt
Organism: Meloidogyne enterolobii
Lineage: Eukaryota; Metazoa; Nematoda; Chromadorea; Rhabditida; Meloidogynidae
Source: the annotation of a GenBank genome assembly
AUGGCCGAUCAAUUCAUCACUCGACUGUCAAUAAACACGCCGAAAGGUUCAACUAUUCAAGCGCCAGCAUCUCCGGAUAUUUCAUUAGAAAAUUUAAACACUGAAAAUCUUCAAAAGGAAGACAUAUCAUUGCCCAACUUUAUGCAUGAUCCUUGCACACAGGCUGAUUUUACUACAAAUGCAGAGAUGAAACGUGGACAACAAUUUAAUGGACCCGUUCGUGAAUGUCCUAAAACUAGGAAAGCAAGUUUAAUGCCGCCGCUUACUGAAGAGGAUCUUAGAAUUAGCGGAAUGGGCCAUAAAGAUCCAGAAAGUGUUGCCCAACUUUUUGGAGAAGAUUUUGCUUCUCGCUUCUGCUUAGGUCCAUUACUUUUACCACAUGAGAUUCGAGAUAGCUCCGUACCUCAUGGUGUACCAACUGUCAAGAUACGCCGUCGAAUGACUGCUCAAAAUUCCGUUGAUCUUCCGAAUGCUGAUUCGGUUGUUGCACUUUCACCAUUUGCACCAAAAUUUCCAAGUGUACCAUGCUGCAAUACUAAAGAAGAACUUGUUAUUUCUUCAUAUUCUGAUUGUGAGCAUUCUCCACAACUUCCAUCUCCUUCGAAUCAAUGGCUGACAACUCCUUUAAAUUACCCUACAAGUUCUAUUCCCGGUGUGGUUCAAAACCCGCCAUUACCUUUUCCUGUUGAAUUAAAAUGGACUGCCGAUGGACGAACAAAAAUGACAUCGUUUGUGAGGCCAAAAUCUGGCGAAUUUUAUUUGGAUAUGGCUGCUUUGCAUCCUGAUCUCUUGCAAUUCCAGCUGGCACUAAAUGAUUGGAUCAAACGUCAAUGUAGGAUUCGCGGUUCCGCUCUCUUAUUAAGUUCACAGGAGCAAAAUAGCACUCAUUGUCAAGUCUGCGGUGAUCAGCUAUUGGAAGUACCUUUACAAUGCGGCGAUGCUGACUUUCUUUUUACUCUGUUGAGGGCGGGUGCAAAUCAAUCUGAUAAUUACGACAAAAACAACAUAAAACAUGAAGAUCUGAAAGGAGAGGAAAUAGGGGCCAAUACUUUUGUGCUUGCACGUGUGGAACUCUUGGAGGAGUCAGUUCGAUCCGCUAUUAAUCCUCUACUUGAAAUGCUUAACAACAUACUUAAUACUAAAAUCGGAAAUGAUCUGCCUCCAUUACAAGCCUGUUUCUCAUUGGUUGGCCUUCGCUCAAAUUCAGGAUUCAGUGCCGGUCUUGUAUUGGCACAUAAUUCUGAACAGGACAGAUUAGACGAACUUAAAUUGCUUGACCCUCAUUUGGGAAUGCUUGGCACAUUGAUGACUCUCAUGCACAACAUAGAGGAACAACGUCGGUUAGCUCAACAAUCACAAGUUUUCCUGAGCAUGACCCAAAAUGUGUUUUCUAGUCUGCAAGACAUGCACUUACUUGUUCGUAAUAUUACAAAGGAAGCUAAGGCGCUGGUUCAUGCAGAAAUUUGUUCUCUUUUUCUGUUGGAUAAGGAACAUUCCGAAUUGGUAGCUGAGGUUUUCGAAAAGAAUGGCACUUCUGAAGAAUAUCUAACCGAAAUUCGGAUGCCACUAAAUCAAGGCAUUGUAGGACAUGUGGCAACUACAGGACAAAUGAUGAAUGUGACAGAUGUUUAUAAUCAUCCAUUCUUUUACCCGAAAGUUGAUGAACGAACGGGAUUUCUUACUCGAAACAUUCUAUGUUUUCCUAUUAAAGACUCAUCAGGAAAUCUAGUUGGUGUAGCUGAACUUUGCAAUAAAAUUGGUCGAGAUACCUUUACGCGGUAUGAUGAACAAAUUGCUGCCACGUUCGCUGUCUACUGUGCUAUUAGCCUUUCACAUUGUUUGCUAUACCGUAAAUUGCAAGAAGCACAUAGACGUUCACACAUGGCAGCAGAAUUGUUGGUUCAAGGAUCGACUCUUUCCAUCGCGCCAGAAGACAUUCUCCGGCUUACUGUUAGAGAUAUUCCACCUCCGCUUUCCUUUCAUCCUGAAUUCGACAAACUUUGUUUUAUUCCUCGCUCUAUCGGUUCUGGCGAUAUUUACGUAGAGGCAUCAUUGGCUAUAUUUAGGGAUUUGGGAUUCAUUGAACGUUUUCGCCUUCGUCGGCGGACAUUAGCUCGGUUCCUCUUGAUGGUGCAAAAAGGUUAUCGAGACGUUCCAUACCAUAACUGGAGCCAUGCUUUUGCUGUCUCCCAUUUCUGUUACUUAUUGCUUCGAAUGAAUAAAGUGAAGGAUGUGAUAGGCGAAUUGGAACGCUUUGGGUUGUUGGUUGCUUGUCUUUGUCAUGAUAUUGAUCAUCGAGGAACUACCAACGCUUUUCAAUUACAGUCAAAAACACCUUUAGCUCAAUUAUAUAGUUCUGAAGGCUCUGUUCUUGAGAGGCAUCACUUUGCACAAACUGUUACAAUUCUAGGAAUGGAUGAAUGCAAUAUUUUUGAGCAAUUAAAUAGACAACAAUAUUUAGAUGUACUUGAUUGUAUUAGAGAAGUUAUACUUGCUACUGAUAUUGCUGCUCAUCUUCGUAAAGUGGAUCGUAUAAAGCAGAUGGCUGAAAGUGGAUUUGAAAAUGGCAACGCUGAACAUCGCUAUCUAUUUAUGUGUUUACUUAUGACAGCCUCUGAUCUCUCUGACCAGACAAAAGAUUUUCAUCAUUCAAAAGCUAUUGCUGAAAAUAUUUACAAGGAAUUUUUCUCGCAGGGAGACUUGGAAAAACAAAUGGGCAAUAGGCCGAUUGCAAUGAUGGACAGAGAUAGGGCAUGCGUUCCAAAAAUCCAAAUUGAAUUUAUGGACACGGUGGCACUGCCAGUUUUUAAAUUCUUGGCUGAUUUAUUGCCUGAACUUCGAACAACACACGAGGCAAUUCUCACCAACCGUCUAUGCUGGCAUUCCUUAGAUCAAAUCCUCCUUAAGCAAGGAUUUACAACAGGAGGUCUGGAAUAUCUUAGAGAUACAUGUUUGGAAGAAAAAGUUUUGAUGAACGCUCUUCAAGAACAAAUAGCAACCAAAGAGAAGGAAAUAGAGAAGGAUUUAGAGGACAAUAAUUAG